This is a messenger RNA of Arachis ipaensis, 885 nucleotides long. The record is from RefSeq and is a predicted model, not a curated record. NCBI's taxonomy places the organism in Eukaryota, Viridiplantae, Streptophyta, Magnoliopsida, Fabales, Fabaceae.
AUGAGUAAGUUCAAAACCAUUGAUACAUUUUUUAAAAGAAAAGAUCAAGAGAAUGAAGAUGCUUCUACUAUUACUACUCCAAUACUUGAGGGGUCAUCAAAUUUCAUUACUUCAAGUUCUCCAUUGAAUAGCUCAAAGCGUCCACAACUUCUUCCAAAUCAACUGGAUGUUUUUCGUUUGGAAAGAGAUCCUGGAAUGCGACCAAUGAUUUGGAAGUUUCCUCCAAAUAAAAGAGAUAAAAUCCAUCGGGCUUAUAUUAAAGUUGGGCCAAAUCAACCAAUUCUUGAUAAUUAUCCAUUUUCUGGUGAUAAAACUCAUCGUCGCUUUCAAGCUUCAUGGUUUAAAUUGUUCCAAUCUUGGUUAGAAUAUUCUAUAGAAGAUGAUGCUAUAUAUUGUUUUCCAUGCUUUCUUUUUGCUAAGGAACCUUCAAUCAAUACGGGUUCAAAUACUUUUAUUGAGAAUGGUUUCAGGAGUUGGAAGAAAGUAAAUAGUGAAAAAGAAUGUGCUCUUUUGAAUCACAUUGGCAAAGGUCCCAACUCAUUCCAUCAUAAGGCGCUGAAAUCAUGUGAUGAUUUGAUGAAACAAUCACAACAUAUCGACAGACUUCUUCAUAAGCAAACAUCAGAAGAGAUUGAAAAGAAUCGAAUUCGAUUAGGAGCAUCUAUAUAUUGCAUUAGAUGGUUGACAUUUCAAGGUUGCGCAUACAGAGGACAUGAUGAAAGCCAAAGUUCAAGCAACAGAGGUAACUUUUUGGAAAUGUUGAAAUUUUUGGGAUCUUACAAUGAAAGAGUGAAAAAGAAUGUUUUGGAAAAUGCUCCAAAAAAUGCUAAAUAUACUUCAAAUGAUGUCCAAAAAAAAUUCUACAUAUUCUUGCUACUAAGGUGA